AUGGCAUCCUCCUCCUCCUCAUCCUCCUCUUUGGCUAGUGUUCUCUCCUUCCCCAAUUUCUCUACUCUUGUCUCCACCAAAAUCUUGGAAACCAAUUACCUUUUUGGGGAAAGUCAAGUUCAACCCUAUCUUAGUGGGCAAAAUUUUUGGCAAUUCAUCGAUGGUUCUCACACAUGCCCUCCUGCUGUUCUCACUUCCACCACAGACAAAGCUGUUGACUCUACUCAGGACCCCGUGGUCCCUGUCCCUAACCCAGAAUAUCUUACCUGGUAUCAAACCGAUCAAUCUCUUAUCAGUAUUCUUCGUUCCACUCUCACUAAGCCGGUUCUUGCUCAAGUUGUUGGUCUCACCACUUCCCAAGCAGUCUGGGAUUGCCUUCGUAAGAACUUUUCUCAACAAUCUCUUGCUAAUGCCACCCAUCUCAAGUUUCAACUUCUCACCAUCACCAAAGGGACUAAGACAGUUUCUGAAUAUCUUGCUCUUGCCAAGAGCUUAUCUGAUUAG
Prunus armeniaca (apricot) is the source of this 504-nucleotide messenger RNA. Lineage: Eukaryota; Viridiplantae; Streptophyta; Magnoliopsida; Rosales; Rosaceae. The record is from the annotation of a GenBank genome assembly.